Molecule: messenger RNA, 860 nt
Organism: Temnothorax curvispinosus
Lineage: Eukaryota; Metazoa; Arthropoda; Insecta; Hymenoptera; Formicidae
Product: 60S ribosomal protein L23a-like
Exons: 4
Coding region: 71-787 (238 amino acids)
Biological process (GO): translation; ribosomal large subunit assembly
Cellular component (GO): ribosome; cytosolic large ribosomal subunit
Molecular function (GO): rRNA binding; structural constituent of ribosome
Source: RefSeq, a predicted model, not a curated record
GCGCGGUAGCGGCGGUAGCCAGACCUUUGACACUCCGCGCUUCCGUCAUCGUCGUUCUUUUCCAGUAAAGAUGGCUCCGAAGAAGCCCACGGAGAAGGCAGGUAAGCCUGCGGAAAAGAAGGCCGAGAAGAAGGCUGAGAAGAAGCCAGCCGCAGCGGCGUCCACCGCGAAGGUGACGAAGCCCGCGGCUAAGCCUGCAGCCGCGAAGAAGCCAGCGGCUGCCAAACCAGCGGCUGCCGCCAAACCAGCCGCCAAGCCCGCGGCGAAGCCUGUGCUCAAGCUCGCCAGCAAGCCGUUGAUUAGCAAGCCGAAGAAAAAUGUACAGGCUACUAAGAAGACCCCGAAGGGCGGAAAGCCGGCAGCUCCGCUUCAGAAGGCCCUCAAGGCGCAGAAAAAGAUUCUGAAGGGAGUUCAUGGCUCCAGAGUACGGAAGAUCAGGACGUCCGUCCACUUCCACAGGCCGAAAACCUUCAGGCCACCGCGAAACCCGAAAUAUCCACGAAAAUCUGUACCUAACAGAAAUCGCAUGGAUGCGUUCAACAUCAUAAAAUUCCCGCUGACGACGGAAGCAGCGAUGAAGAAGAUCGAGGACAACAACACCCUCGUUUUCAUCGUGCACACCCGCGCCAACAAGUAUCACAUCAAAGCGUCGAUCAAAAAGCUGUACGACGUCGACGUGGCGAAGGUGAACACCCUGAUCAGGCCGGACGGCAAAAAGAAGGCGUACGUGCGUCUGACGCGCGACUACGACGCACUCGACGUCGCCAACAAAAUUGGCAUCAUAUAAUUUCUAUCUCUCUUUCUGUUUAGAAAUAAAAAUUACGUCUUGUACUGAUAUAAUAAAAAUAUCACUGCGGACA